CCCCAAUCUCACCUCAGCAGCAGCAGUCGGUAUCUAACGACUAGAUGCUGAGAAACCUUAACCUGCACUUUCUCUCACACAGAAAUGCAUCGGUUUCUGUGCUUGCUGGCAGUGGGUCUCACCCUUUGCUUGCACUUUCAGGCUGCAGAACCUCGUUUGAGUAAAAGAUUCAUAGAAAAAUGUGCAAACCAAGCCAAAGCCAACGUGGAUGAAGCCUACACAUACUCCCGCCGAGAGAGCGUUGACAGGGUCAAGAGAAACUCAGCAAGUUUUGCAGCUAUCAGGAAUCUGGGGUAUCAGCCAAACGGAAAAUCCAGACAGGCGGUGCGCGCUGCAGACUACAUGGUCAACACUCUGGACGUGAUUAACCGCUACCUGUCCAAACGUCACAGACGCUCCAUCAACGCCACAGAUCUGAUCUCUACUGAGGAUCUGGAAGUGAUCGCCAGGCUGACAGGCUGUGCUGCACAACUCGAAAAUAUUUCUUGUGAAAGUGUUCCCAAUCUGAACAAGUUUCGUACUGCAAACAGCGUCUGCAACAACAUUGAAAACCCUCGCUGGGGUGCCUCCAACAUCCCGUUCCUCCGCUGGCUGCCUGCUGAGUAUGAAGAUGGCAUCAGUACUCCUAAAGGCUGGACUCAUGACUUGAGAGUCAACAAUCACCUUCUUCCCUUGGUGAGAGAAGUGUCCAACCGUAUCUUGGCAACAGCUAACUCUGAUGUGGAGACUGACCCCCUCUACACCCACCUGGUGACAAUCUUUGGCCAGUGGACUGACCACGACAUCACUUUCACCCCUCACUCUCCCUCCAUCAGGUCAUUUAAUGAUGGCAUUGAUUGUGAAAACACCUGCAGCAACACAGAGCCAUGCUUCCCCAUAGAGGCUCUGGGACUUUGA
Molecule: messenger RNA, 897 nt
Organism: Poecilia latipinna (sailfin molly)
Lineage: Eukaryota; Metazoa; Chordata; Actinopteri; Cyprinodontiformes; Poeciliidae
Product: eosinophil peroxidase-like
Exons: 8
Coding region: 85-897 (270 amino acids)
Biological process (GO): response to oxidative stress
Molecular function (GO): heme binding; peroxidase activity
Source: RefSeq, a predicted model, not a curated record